GUUGGUGACACUGCCAGCGGUGCAGUUGUCGGGCAUACCGUGUGUGUGGUGUUGGAGUGUCGGCCCUCUAAUGAUGGUCGACGAUGAGAGGACACCGCCGGGUGAAUCAGGACUGUCCGCUACGGGAGACCCGAAACUGUGGCACGAAUUUAGACAAUUGGUUACAGACGUGAAGCGCGAGAAGUGGCGGGCGUUUAACGAUUGGGUGGUCGGCCGGGGCUGCGAACCACUGCCCGAACACUGCUUUCACAACCCAUCGCAUUAUCUCCAUAUAUACGGCUAUCCCUUGGAGUUGGACUAUCAGGACAUCCGUCCGUUGGGACGCAAU
Medioppia subpectinata is the source of this 328-nucleotide messenger RNA. NCBI's taxonomy places the organism in Eukaryota, Metazoa, Arthropoda, Arachnida, Sarcoptiformes, Oppiidae. The record is from the annotation of a GenBank genome assembly.